Microthlaspi erraticum is the source of this 546-nucleotide messenger RNA. Lineage: Eukaryota; Viridiplantae; Streptophyta; Magnoliopsida; Brassicales; Brassicaceae. The record is from the annotation of a GenBank genome assembly.
AUGGCGGCGGUAAAUGGGUAUCAAGGAAAUACUCCGGCGGAAACUACGCCGGCAGCCACCGGAUCAAAGCAACCUGCUCCUCCGAUUAAGACCGUCGAUAGCCAAUCCGUCCUCAAAAGGCUGCAAUCUGAACUAAUGGGCUUGAUGAUGGGAGGUGAUCCGGGAAUAUCUGCAUUUCCAGAGGAAGACAACAUAUUCUGCUGGAAAGGAACAAUCACAGGAAGCAAAGAUACGGUUUUUGAAGGAACUGAGUACAGACUCUCACUCUCUUUCUCAAACGACUAUCCUUUUAAACCUCCCAAAGUCAAGUUUGAGACUUGCUGCUUCCACCCCAAUGUUGAUCUCUAUGGCAACAUCUGCUUGGAUAUUCUUCAGGAUAAAUGGUCAUCCGCUUACGAUGUGAGGACAUUAUUACUCUCAAUUCAAAGCCUUCUCGGAGAACCGAACAUCAGCUCACCAUUGAACAAUCAAGCAGCGCAGCUUUGGAGCAAUCAGGAAGAGUAUAGAAAGAUGGUUGAGAAGCUCUACAAACCUUUAAACGCAUGA